This is a messenger RNA of Ilex paraguariensis (yerba mate), 528 nucleotides long. The record is from the annotation of a GenBank genome assembly. NCBI's taxonomy places the organism in Eukaryota, Viridiplantae, Streptophyta, Magnoliopsida, Aquifoliales, Aquifoliaceae.
AUGAAUUCGAGUCAUGAUGCAUCGGCACCGAAUAAGGACCGUGAUAAUUCUCCCCCAAUCAACCCUGCUCAAUUUGUAAAUGUGAUACAGCAUCUAUUGAUUGGUUGGGUUAAAGUAGAUGAAGAAGAAACGUCAAAUUUUCGAGAUCGCCUUCUCCCACUUAUUAUUGGAUUGCUUAGAACUGCAAAACUCCCUAAUGUGUUGAGAUUAUACCGCGAUACACUUACUGCAGAUAUGAAAAGUGCUAUUAAGACUGCAGUUGCGGAGUUGCUUCCAGUUCUCGUUGCGCGAUCUCAGGAAUCAGAUUACACUCCAGCUGAACGAAUGGUGGAUACAGAUGGUGGAGGCUCGCUUGCAAGUAAGUUGAGAAGUUUAUCAUCUGAAAGCUUUGUUCAACUUUUGGGAGCUAUUUUCAAGAUUGUACGGCAAACCCGGUUCAAAAGAGUUUUGAAAUUAUGUGGUGGGUAUGAUUAUGAGUUCUUGCGUGAGUUUCUAGUAACAAUUAAAUUGAUGGGAGGUUACGGGUGA